AUGUUAUCACAUACAUUUCUGAAAUUCUGAAACUUUUACUUUUAUUCUGUUUUAUUGUGCGGUUCCAUUAAAUAAUAUGUGCAUUACAUUUUUUUAUAUUAAUCCUCGUGCUUCGAAGAAUGAAUACAGGUUAAUAAUAGUUGCUAAUCGCGAUGAAUUUUAUAACCGCAAAUCCAUCCCUGCUCAUUUCUGGGAGGAAGAUAACUCGAUAGUUGGAGGUCGUGACUUAGAAUCCCCUUCACAAGGUACUUGGUUGGCUGCAUCGAAGAAAGGAAAAAUUGGAAUUUUAUUAAACAUCGAUAUUCGAAUACCCAAGUCAGAGGCUAUCAGCAGAGGUGUUUUGGUCAGUGAUUUCCUAAAAGAAGAUUCAAAUGCGCGCGAAUUUUGUCAAAAUUUAAUAAGCAAACAACGCCAGUUCAAUGGAUUCCACCUGUUGCUGUUUGAUUUGAAUUCAAAUGACAUCAGCGCUUUCGUGCAAACUAAUUCUAAAAAAGAUAUAUCAAAAGUUGAAGAAUUGGAGAAAGGGUAUCAUGGUUUCAGUAACAGUCCAGAAUCGCCUUAUAAGAAAGUAAUUUCGGGUAAAACGAAGUUCGAAGGAGUUGUUAACCAGUAUAAUAGCAUCGAUCAGCGUGAUGUGCUACUCAACGAACUUCUAGCUGUGUUAAAAUCAGAAGAAAAACAUUAUCCUGAUGACGUUUUAUUUGAAACCAAAAAAUUGGUAAUGGAUGAACAGUAUAUCGAAAAACUUGGCAGUGUUUUUGUGCGAAUUCCAGAAAAAAGUUAUGGAACCAGAACGCAUACGAUCAUAUUGGUAACGCAAGAGAAUGAAAUCGAUUUCAACGAGUUCACCAUGAAAGAGCCGAUAGAUUUAAACAACGUAGAAUGGAUUCAUUCUUAUUUUCUAGUCAAAUCAACAACUUAAUUAAUUUUUAAAAAUUUUAUACGUCCUUAUAAUAAUAUGAGAAUUUCGUGUGAUUUCAGGCUGUUUAUAUCGAUCAAUGGUUACCUUAUUAAUUUUAAAAUUUUAUUCAUUUCGUAUUUGUUGAAACCAGUUGUUACAUUUGAGUUUUACUUAUUGUUUGUAAAUUAAAACUUUCAUUGGUCCUUUCGGUAAAACUGUAAUUGAAUCGUGAUUUUCAUAGAACUUAAGGCUUGAGUAAAUGGGAACUUAAAAAAAAGAAUUUCAGAAAGAUGAAAGAGCGAUACUCGAUGAGUGAAUUGGUGAUUAAAGCGAAUAAAUUGAUAAAAAUAUUCUGAAAA
This is a messenger RNA of Planococcus citri (citrus mealybug), 1260 nucleotides long. RefSeq names its product transport and Golgi organization 2 homolog. The record is from RefSeq and is a predicted model, not a curated record. NCBI's taxonomy places the organism in Eukaryota, Metazoa, Arthropoda, Insecta, Hemiptera, Pseudococcidae. The transcript is spliced from 5 exons. Bases 77 to 922 code for a protein of 281 amino acids. Gene Ontology annotation, biological process: protein secretion; Golgi organization. Gene Ontology annotation, cellular component: Golgi apparatus.